AGUGAAAAAAAAUAAUUCUUUUUAACAGUAGGAUUCAACUCCUUGGGUAGGCCUUAUGUCCCCUCCACAGGAUAUCUCACCUUUAUUCCUUUUAUGCUAUCAUAGACUUCAUUUGCUUGUAUUGAUAUUUUUUGCUGCUAGUACCGAUAUUAUUCGCUGACAAUGAUGAUUUAUCUGCUGUGUCUUUAGAGCGGAUCAUGAGGAUGAGCAAAAUAUCCACUUCAACCGGGGCCUCCUGCCCGCGUACUACGGCCUGCUCCGGAUGGCCUGUGAAUAUUCCACGGCCUUCAUGCGCCAGCUGGCUGGUCACCAGAACCUACAAUGGGCUUUCAAGAACGUCUUACCGUACCCGCAUCAGUAUUUGGAGGCGACAGAGGAGUUGAUGUGCAUGAUGAAGAUGAUGGCGGAUCGCAAGCCAGAGCACUGUGCCGAGGAGGCCGCAGCAGUUGAGAACUUCCGCAAGACAAUUCUGACGGUGUGCACCACGGGGCUAGACCCAAGGGUCAUGUGGCAGACUCUGUGCUCCAUUUACAAAGUUCUGGUGGAGACUCCAGAGGAUCACCUGAGUCUGCUCUACCAAAACGGACUGUCUGUGUUGAGUCAGGUGAGUCUUUGCUUCAACGGACUCAGUUGUUUUUAGUUUUGUCCUUGCUGU
This is a messenger RNA of Aplysia californica (California sea hare), 655 nucleotides long. RefSeq names its product ubiquitin carboxyl-terminal hydrolase 34-like. NCBI's taxonomy places the organism in Eukaryota, Metazoa, Mollusca, Gastropoda, Aplysiida, Aplysiidae. The transcript has 3 exons. The record is from RefSeq and is a predicted model, not a curated record. Bases 263 to 640 code for a protein of 125 amino acids.